CGCCUUUUUCUCAACACCAUAAUACACCCUCCAAACCAUCCAUAAUGCCCGUCAAACGCGCCGUCAUCGUCGCACUAGACCCCCUCCUCGUCCGCAUCGAGACAAAGCUCGAAUCCCUCGGUCAAUGGCACCGCGCACAGUCUCUCCGCCACCACGCCGCGACCUGGCGCGGCAAGAGGCGCGAGCUCCACGCCUGGGUGCAGACCUUAAUCGAGAUUGACAUCCGGCUGCGCGAGGUCGUCCAGCGGGAAACCUUCCUACUAGACCAGAUGCGCAUCCUAACCACGAAAGGCGAAAUGCGGCCGCCGGCCGCCGAGGAGCUGGCGCAGGCAGUCGCAUGGCAGGAGGAACUCGACGACCCGGACAUCGAAUACUGGCGGCAGGAGCGGCAGACCUAUGUGGCGGAGUCGCAGUGUCCGUGGGGACCGUUCCUGCGUGGGUUCUUCUCAUACCGGCAACAGCAGAUGUGGUUCCUGGCGGAGUGGUUGACGGCGGAUUGUGCGGGGCGGGGCGGAUGUUGUGCGCGGGGAUGUGGGUGCUGUAAGCGGGAGCGGAGCAAAACUCGAGCGCAUCGGUUUGGACACUGCACGACUAUGUGUGGCUGCUGUCAGCGACGGAGGGGGUUUCAGUUGACGGCGCAGGAUCGCAAGCUGAUGCAGCCACCGCUUAAUCUAGUGGGGGUUGGGGAUGAUACAUAUAGUCGGGGGUUGUUGAAGGGGUAUAUUUGGGGGAUUCCGGUUUGAUCUGUCCUCUCAUUUUACGCUGACUAGAGAUCAGCUAUCAGGGUAUCUUUGGCGGUUCAGUGGUAAUGUCUGUGAUUUUGUGUCGAGUCCUGCCAAUCAAGGGAUGGUGGGAGUUGGGGUGGGCGAGAUUGUUCCAUGUUGGUCAAUUACAUAUCAGAAUGAA
This is a messenger RNA of Aspergillus campestris IBT 28561, 906 nucleotides long. RefSeq lists its product as uncharacterized. Lineage: Eukaryota; Fungi; Ascomycota; Eurotiomycetes; Eurotiales; Aspergillaceae. The transcript has a single exon. The record is from RefSeq and is a predicted model, not a curated record. The coding region runs from base 45 to 743 and encodes 232 amino acids.